AUGAAGCCACAAUCGGUGAUUAUUUUAGCACUUGCAGUCAUUGCUGUGAACGCCACUUUGGGGACUGAUGUAUCCACUGCUGUGUCAACAAGCGAAUGGAGCUGCUUGAAAAGUAACUCAAGAGUAUUCACGAUUAUCCGCGGUUACCAAAGCGUUGGAAGAGUUGAUCCUAACGUUGUGCAAAACAUUAAGAACGCAAGAGCAGGUGGGCAAGCUGAUGUAGAUGUAUAUAUUUUCCCUUGUGUUAACUGUGGAAAUCCAGCAGGCCAAGCUGAAGCUUUAGUUAGUGCAAUUAAAGGUCAAAAUUAUGGAAUGAUUUGGAUUGAUGUUGAAGUUUAUCAAUGGUCAAGCAGCCUGACUUCUAACCAAGCAUUCAUCACAACAAUGGCUAAUACACUUAGGAAUCUUGGACAGCACGUUGGAAUCUAUACAAGCUACUAUAAUUGGCAAAGCAUUGUUGGACUCAGUUGGAGUGGAGUUUCCUGGGCACCUCUUUGGUACGCUCACUAUGACAACAACCCAAGCUUCAGUGAUUUCCAAGCAUUCGGUGGAUGGAAAAGCCCAGCCAUGAAGCAAUACAACGGAUCCAGCACCAUCUGUGGAGUUGGCGUUGAUCUUGAUUGGUACUAA
Messenger RNA from Blepharisma stoltei, 630 nucleotides. The record is from the annotation of a GenBank genome assembly. NCBI's taxonomy places the organism in Eukaryota, Ciliophora, Heterotrichea, Heterotrichida, Blepharismidae.